Messenger RNA from Esox lucius (northern pike), 4112 nucleotides. It is a transcript of the gene plcd3b, whose product is annotated as phospholipase C, delta 3b. NCBI's taxonomy places the organism in Eukaryota, Metazoa, Chordata, Actinopteri, Esociformes, Esocidae. The transcript has 15 exons. The record is from RefSeq and is a predicted model, not a curated record. Gene Ontology annotation, molecular function: calcium ion binding; phosphatidylinositol-4,5-bisphosphate phospholipase C activity. The coding region runs from base 187 to 2604 and encodes 805 amino acids. Gene Ontology annotation, biological process: lipid metabolic process; intracellular signal transduction.
CCUGUUCUCCGAGGGAUAAAAUCAUGAGGCGCCACACUGUCUUGGAGACAGCUAGCUAGCCUGCUCAGUUACGAAUCCCUUCACGUCCUAGCAAGAACUAGAUGCAGUCUAUAAUCUUUAGGUGGCCUUGAAAAGCUGAACUCGCUACGCCUUGUUAUAGCAAGGGAUACCCAGACGUAUUGCAUUAUGUUGGGCAACGGCAAGAAGCCCGUAAAGAAUGGAGCCGGGACGUCCGAAUCAAAGGCUAUCAACCCCCUUAAAAAUCUGGGUGUGGAGGAGGACGAGGACGUGAAGGUGAUGCUGAAGGGCUCCAGCAUGGUGAAGGUGCGUUCCCCGCGCUGGCAGAGGAGACGCGUGUUGAAGCUGCUGGACGACGGCGUCACGGUGUGGUGCGAGUCCGACAAGUUCUCCAGCCGCUCCAAGGCACAGCAGUCCUUCUCGGUAACAGAGGUGGAGUGUGUGCGGGAGGGCUGCCAGUCAGAGACCCUGCGGCAGCUAGCGGGCUCAGUCCCAGAGAGCCAGUGUCUCACUGUGGUGUUCAAGGGCGCACGCAAGAGCCUGGACCUGCGCUGCCAGACGGACGAGGAGGCCCAGCGAUGGAUACGGGGCAUCAGGACCCUCCAGGAGAGGGCAGAGAACAUGACCCAGAAGGAGAAGCUGGACAAUUGGAUCCACGGCUAUCUGAAACGGGCUGACCUGAACCGUGAUGAGAAGUUGAGCUACGAGGAGGUCCAGGGACUACUCACCAUGAUCAACAUUGACCUGAAUGAAGAGUAUGCACGCAGCCUCUUCAAGAAAUGUGACCGGUCGUGUGACGGUCGUCUGGACCACGGCGAGAUCGAGGUGUUCUGCAGGGAGCUGCUGCGGCGGCCGGAGCUGGAUGCCGUGUUUAGCCGCUACUCUGCAAACGGCUGCGUGCUUUCCACCGUGGACCUGAGGGACUUCCUGAAGGACCAGGGGGAGGAUAACUCAUUGGUCCAUGCUCAGAGCCUCAUCCUCACCUAUGAGCUCAAUGAGUGGGCUCAGAAGCAUGGCUACAUGACGCCCAACGGCUUCACCAUGUACAUGCUGUCCAAGGAGAACGACGUGUUUGACCAGGACCACACCAGGGUCUACCAGGACAUGACCCGACCCCUGGCCCACUACUUCAUCUCCUCCUCUCACAACACUUACCUCACUAGUGACCAGGUCACGGGAUAUAGCAGCGUAGAGGCCUAUAUCAGGGCGCUGAACCAGGGCUGUCGCUGUGUGGAGCUCGACUGCUGGGACGGGGACAAAGGAGAACCGGUCAUCUACCACGGUCACACCCUCACAUCCAAAGUGCCCUUCACAGAUGUCAUGGAGACCAUCGCUGAGUACGCCUUUAAAGCGUCUCCGUAUCCUCUUAUCCUUUCCCUGGAGAACCACUGCAGUGUGGAGCAGCAGGCUGUGAUAGCCCGACAGAUGCGCUCCAUCCUGGGGGACAGGCUGCUCACCAAGCCCCUGGAUGGAGAGCAGCUCCAAAGCCUGCCCUCUCCAGAGGCGCUGAAAGGGAAGAUCCUGGUGAAGGGGAAAAAGGAGAGGGAGGUGGAGACAGAGUCCUCGUCCAGUUCUUCCGAACUCAGCUCAGAGGAGGAGUGCCAGUGCAGCCACGCGGGGAGCAAGAAGGAGGAGGAGGAGAAGAAGCCGGUUGUCUCUAAGCUGAGUCCGGAGCUGUCCGACCUGGUGGUGUACACACGCAGUGUCCCUUUCAAAGGCUUCAACCAGGCCGCCAACAAACCCCCCACCGAGAUGUCCUCCUUCUCAGAGAGUGACGCACUCAAACACAUCAAAGAAUCAGGGAAACAUUUCGUCCGUCACAACAGCCACCAGUUGAGCAGGAUCUACCCCUCGGGACAACGCCUGCAGUCGUCCAACUUCAACCCCCAGGAUAUGUGGAACGGCGGUUGCCAGAUUGUGGCAUUGAACUUCCAGACUGCAGGGGAAGAAAUGGACCUGAACCGGGGCCGCUUCUUAGCCAAUGGCAACUGCGGCUACUUCCUCAAACCCCCCUUCAUGAUCGAACCUGACUGCAAUUUCAACCCUGAGAACACGGGGGGGGGACCCGGUCACAACCCCACCCUGAUCACCAUACGGGUGAUCUCAGCCCAGCAGCUCCCCAAGCCAGACUGGGAUAAACCCAGUUCCAUCGUGGACCCGCAGGUGUGGGUGGAGACCCAUGGCGUUCCCAUCGACAACAACAAGAAGAUGACCCCCCGAGUGGACAACAACGGGUUUAACCCUCGUUGGGACUGCACCUUCACCUUCACCCUGCAUGUUCCUGAACUGGCUCUGGUGCGCUUCAUGGUGGAGGACCAUGACUACACCUCCAGGAACGACUUCCUUGGACAGUUCACGCUUCCCUUCACCAGCCUCCGUACAGGUUACCGUCAUGUCCACCUACUGAAGGUCGAUGGCUCCAGCUUGUCUCCCGCCUCACUCUUCAUCCACGUGAAGGCCACCCCUUGCCACGGUAGUCCCUCCAAGGUCUCAGUCAAGUCUCCGUCCCCGACCAAAAUGGUAGCCAAAUCUCCAGCCGUGUCCCCAACCAAGGCUUCAGCCAAACAGCAAGCCAAGAAACACUAACUCUCUUCCCAGUUUACACUGUGUAAACCCAGGAUAUGAGAUUCGAUGCCAUAUUUCACGUGAUGAAAGUGUAAAAACAAGGACAUUUUGUUGAUUCUGUCUCUAAUUUACUCAUUAUCCGUCUGUAUCAACAGUUUCUACUGUAUACCAGUCUUUGUCCCCAUACCAGGAAGUAAUGAAUUCAUCUUAGACUGAGCCCUAAAAUGUUAUCCUGCGGGACAACAGAACUAGGAUCUCUGGCUUUGUCUGACCUGUAUUGGACCAAAUACAAAAAUACGAACAAAUACCCUGCCAGGCAAUGGUGUUUAUGGGACAUUCCCCCGAAGUCAUUGGCUAUGCAGCUAAACCAUCCAAACUGACUUCUACAUGCUUAAAGCAUGUUAAAAGGAAAGUUUAACUAAAUUAUUAUUCCCCAGGGUGCCAGUUUCCUCCCCCAAAAAGCUGUUUUUAAAUAAUCACGGAAAUGCCGAAAUGUUGUUACAAAUAUGUUCUCUGCAAAAAACAUCACAAUACCAUGUAUGGAAUCAAUUUAUGAUUCAGUUUUCCGAGCCUAGACAUUUUUAGGGUUGUGACCAUGUACGAAUUACAUUUGAUACUGACAAUUUUUAUGUUUACUUAUCUAGUUGUUCUAGAUAGUAAAUUGAUAUAGUUACUAUAGAAUAACUAGAAUAUGCAAUACCGUAGACUUUACGUAGCCUGUUUACAAGAUAUAAAAUAUAUCUACAAUUUAUUUGUAGCCUUUCAGAUUGGUACUGUAGAAAAGCUUAUUUUUUAUUUUUCUUCAAAGGUAGCCAGUUCCUUUUCCUUGUGCCUUUAGUUCCGUGAUGUUCAGUCAGUCUAGACAAUACAAAAGGGGUAUGUUUUCUGUAAGCCUCGUAGCUAAUGCAGUACUUUAUUUUUCUGAUGACCAAGUCCAACAUUACAAAGUGCAUCAUUUGACAAAUGUAGUUCUUUUCAGAACCAAAAUAUUGAUCCUUUCUGGCAGCUGUGUAGAAACUGAAGACUCUUCAUCUGUGGAGAGUCAGAAACAUUCCUUCACCUACUGUCAGUGAUUACUAUCAGUGAUUUUGGUGGGCGGCAAUGUGUAAAAGUGUAAUGUCUAAAUGAUGCCAAUUGUUGGCUUUGCCUUGUCACAUCCUUUUCAAUUUAGGACAAUCGGGGGGGAGGGGGGCAUGGCUAGUCUGGAUCUGGGGCCUUUUCAAACAUUUUAAAGUGUCAUGUUUCAAAUAUGAAUUCGGUAUUCUUCAUUAUCAACCAGAUAAGAUGGCGUACGUUUUAUAGUAAAACAUUUUGAUAGUUUUUUAAUCAUUUACUGUAACGUGAACACAUACCAUCCAUUUUGGAAUACUUUUGAAGGAAUGUGGUUUUUUGUAAUGGUUUAUUGCUCCAAGUAGAAACUUUGCGUUUCUGGCCAUAUUCACAGUGUUUAUGCAUAGUAGUGCUGACAUAGAAUAAGUUCAAAUCAUAAUAAAAUUGAUUUGAUGGACCCGGUUCUGUAGGAAUUUUAA